GAUGACGGGAGCUCAUGGUUGAGUGAACAGGGCGAGGGGCGUGUCAGUUUUGCGGACAUCUGCCAGAGGAAUUGAAACCGCUUCCGUUCAGGUCACACAGACAUGCGCAGUGAUAACAAUGGACGGCAGAGAAGAUACGUCUGUAUCGAUGUCUGUACCGAUGUCUGUACCGAUGUCUGUACCGAUGACUCCCACACUUGACCUUCAACAGAAGGCAGCAAAGGAGGUGGUGACACCAGGUGGUGAGCUGGUCUCACCAGGAGAAGACAUGAUCGAAAAGUUACAUCAACAACCCCAAAUCAAGCUUAAAAACGAUACUGAUGGGGAAAUUAACAGCGCAUCGUACCUCAAAACAUUAUUUCAAAACCAGCACCAAAUGGUGCAACAACUCCUCAACACUGUACAGGUACAAGACGAGAAAAUCAGACAAAACUCUGCCAGGAUGGACGAAUUACAAAAACACACAGAAAACAGAGAUGACGUUAUGAACGAAAUAAAAGGGGAGAUCACCAAUCUAUCUCAUGUCUGCGCGCACUUUCACGAAUCCCUUCAAGAAUAUCAGGGGGCUGCGGAAAUCGGCGAAAACAAAACGGAAAUUCAGAACAAGAAGUUGGAGGAGUUAAAGGAAUCGUUGAAGGUCGUGUAUGCACAGCAAGAAGCUGAGGCGGAGAGUAUUGACGAGAUCUCGCGCAAUCACCAUAGAGACGUCCUUGAAGUGUGUAAACAAGUGGACGAUUUCGAAGAUAAGUUGGAGAAAAUGAAAUGAAAUGGUUUCUUACCUUUACGAGAAGGAUACAGUUCCCGAUCAGGAGAACAAGGACUCCAGCCUUUACAGCCUACUGCUCAGGUUUCUCCGACACCGACCAAGGCUCCACCCUCACCUGUUUCAAGGACGUGAGGUGCAACUCCGGGGCGUGCUACAACCCCCUGACUGGGGGAGUUCACCGCCCCGGCCGACGGGCUGUACGCCGCCAGCCUCACCCUCUGGCUGCUGAAGGAGGGUCGGGUCAAGGUCAACGUCAUCAACAGGACCCGGGGUCACGAGGUCAAGGUCUGCGAGGUGUUCGCGUGUGGCUUCAACACGAGCUCGUGCGGUGUGGGCGUGGCUGACAUGGAGGCCGGGGAUAAACUUUUCUUGAGGCUUGUGUGUAUUUCCGGGAAUUCCCAAGGAGCGCAGUUAUCGGAUUUUUCCAGUUUCACCUGCUUCAUGAUUCAA
Molecule: messenger RNA, 1216 nt
Organism: Physella acuta
Lineage: Eukaryota; Metazoa; Mollusca; Gastropoda; Physidae
Source: RefSeq, a predicted model, not a curated record